AUUAAUAUUACCUUCACUCUCUUUUACUUUUCGUAGUUUCUUCCAAAGGAUUAGCAUUUAGCAAGAAGGGUUGCUUGCUUUGUGUUAUCUUCUUGACCUCUGUGUUUUACUUUCCUCGAAUGUUACUUAUUAAGAGCAGCAGCAUGACAAAAGCCAAUCAGUCUGUGUAUUUAAACUUCCCCUCGAAUUUCUAAACAGUUGUUGCUAUUUUUGUAUAUUUGGCUUUCUUUUGGAGAUAAGAGGACUGGUAAAAUCUUUGAUUUGAAUCAUGUUCUACUAAGAAGAAUCAGAUCAAGGUCGUGACUGAGACUUAUCAAACUCCGUUUACCCAGUUGGACAAUUUGGACAUAAAAUUUAGAUUUACCCAGUUGCAAAACAGACCCAAAUAUGAAUACAAAGACAUAGGAAAAGGAAGGUUUGGCGGCCUCUUUAUUAUCUCCUCUGCUUCAAUUAGUGUGUUUCUACUUUAUUCAAUCAGAGUCUAUCAAGAAGUGUACGCUUUUCAAGGAACAAAAACAAUGGAUAUUGUUGGUCCGAUUUUCGAGAUUGCAAAAAUGAUAUUUGCUCCAAUUCAUGAAUACUACAAUAAUUAUAGAGGCGCUGAUGAACGUAGGAUAAUUCUCAAGAACAAAUGGCGGGAAUUAGAACGUCGGAAGUUAGACACAGCCUCUAGAAUGGAAGCACAACUUCUUCCAGGAAAGACACCAAAGGAAGAAGUUCAAGGAUGGAUCCAAGAUGUAGAAAUGAUGAAUGAUGAAAUAGAAGCCAUUGAACGCGAAGCUGGAGAAGGGAAGCGUUUCUCACGUGCGCACAUAGGAAAACUUGCUUUGAAGAAGAUAGGAGAGGUGGAAGAACUUUAUCAAAGGGGUGCUUUCACUGAUAGUUUGGUCAUUGAUCCACCUCCAAGCAACGGAGAAAUAAUGUCAACACCAACUUUGAUUGGGGAAAGCACUGCUGAAAGAGUAAAGGAAGAAAUUUGGGCAUGGGUGUUGGAUGAUGAUGUUAGAAAGAUUGGCCUUUAUGGAAUGGGAGGUAUAGGGAAAUCGACUGUCAUGGAGCACAUCAAUAAUCGUCUAUUAAAAGAGAAAAACAAAUUUAACAGUGUCAUUUGGGUCACUGUAUCAAAGUCUUUAAAUGUUAUCCAAUUACAACAUGAUAUUGCACGCAAGUUGGAUUUAGAUCUCGCAAAAGUUGAGGAUGUAAGAGAAAGGGCUGCGAAGUUAAAGGCAAAAUUGGAAGUUAAGAAUAGACAUGUGCUAAUCUUAGAAGAUAUGUGGGAAGCAUUUGCUCUUGAGAAAGUAGGAAUUCCAGAGCCUACUUCAGCAAAUAGAUGCAAAUUAGUAUUGACAACUCGUCUUCUUGACGUUUGUCGAGGAAUGAGUUGUAAGGAUAUUAAAAUGGAGCUUCUUUCAAAAGAGGAGGCACGGAAGUUGUUUUUGGAUAAAAUGGAGCAUGAUGUUUUUAAUAUUCCAAAUUUGAAACCAAUGGCAAAAGAGGUUCUUGAAAGAUGUGCUCAAUUGCCUCUUGCAAUUGUUACAAUAGCUGCAAGUUUCAAACCCUUAAUCAAUGAUUAUGAGUGGAGAGAUGCAUUGGAAGAGUUAAGGACAUCAGUAAUAAGGACCAACAAUAGAGAGGAGCAGGUGCUUGAGACGCUUAAAUUUAGUUAUGAACGAUUGAAAGGUGAGAAACUUAAACAGUGUCUCUUGCAUUGUGCACUAUACCCUGAAGACUUCAAGAUUGACAAACAAGAGUUGAUAGAACAUUUGAUUGAUGAGGGAAUUAUUGAAAGAAUGAAGAAUAGGCAAGCGGAGUUUGAUAGGGGCUAUUCAAUAUUGAGUAAACUUGAAAAUGCUUGCUUAUUGGAAGGUGGAAAUGAUAAUUUUGUGAAGAUGCAUGAUUUGGUAAGAGACAUGGUCCUCCAGGUUGCAAGUCCUGAAUUUAUGGUAGAAGGUCACUUGGGAUUGGAAGAUUUUUCAGAUGAAGGAAAAUGGAGAGAGGAUCUUGUAAAGGCUUCUUUGAUGUACAAGGACAUAUCAACAAUCCCUUCUAAUGUAUCACCCAGGUGUCCUAACCUUUCAACCUUGUUGCUACAAGGUAACAAAUCAUUAAAAAAUGUCCCAGAUUCUUUGUUUGAGCAUUUGCGUAGGCUCAAGGUUCUUGAUUUAUCAUAUACUGCUAUUGAAUCUCUGCCGAAUUCUGUCUUUAGCUUGGAGAAUCUUACUACAUUAAGGCUUAGAUGGUGUGAAAACUUGAAGCAGGUGCCUUCAUUAGCAAAACUUACAGCAUUGAGGAAGUUAGACCUUGAGGGAACAGGAAUUACGGAAGUACCUAAUGGUUUAGAAAUGCUAGUCAACUUAAAAUUCCUCAAUUUGAAUGCGAGUGAACUAAAAGUCAUGCCACUUGGGAUUUUACCGAAAAUCUCUCAUUUACAGUACCUCAUAGUUUAUUGGCAGUCAAUGGCAACAAUAGUGAACGAAGAGGAGAUGGCAAGCUUAAAGGAAUUGGAAACUUUUGCAGGCAUUUUUUGAUGGCGCGGAUGAGUUCAGUAUGUAUAUCAGAUCCAUAGAGAACAGGCGACUUGCAUGUUACCAAAUUCGAGCGGGGAAGUGGGGGGAGGGCUCCAGAAUUUCACCAUCUAUAUUGGUUGGCAAAGGAGUAAAUUUAGUAGGGUGCAAUUUACGAAGAGGAGAUGAGUCCUUAGUGCUACCAAAAGACGUGCAAUCCCUAGAAAUUGCAGUAUGUCACGAUUUAAAAACUUUAUGCGAUAUUCCAUCUUUGAACCACACAAGUGAAUUACAAUGUAUAAAGCUAAGUUAUUGUAGAGGAAUAGAGCACGUUCUUUCUUUUCUUCUUCUUGUACCCUUUCUCUUCUUCAAACUCUCGAGAAAUUAGUACUUGUUUGGUUGGAUAACUUACGCGUAUUGUUUUGGAAAGAGAAAGCUACAUCGGCAUGGAUCCCAUCUGACA
Quercus robur (English oak) is the source of this 2967-nucleotide messenger RNA. Its product is annotated as disease resistance protein SUMM2-like. Gene Ontology annotation, molecular function: ADP binding; protein binding. The transcript has 4 exons. The record is from RefSeq and is a predicted model, not a curated record. NCBI's taxonomy places the organism in Eukaryota, Viridiplantae, Streptophyta, Magnoliopsida, Fagales, Fagaceae. Bases 519 to 2528 code for a protein of 669 amino acids.